Messenger RNA from Fusarium poae, 2781 nucleotides. RefSeq lists its product as uncharacterized. The transcript has 4 exons. The coding region runs from base 1 to 2781 and encodes 926 amino acids. Lineage: Eukaryota; Fungi; Ascomycota; Sordariomycetes; Hypocreales; Nectriaceae. The record is from RefSeq and is a predicted model, not a curated record.
AUGGAAACCGAAACCAACAGCAUCAAAUGGAGGGUUGCCAAUUACCAGAUCCCUGUACCUAUUGGCGACUGUUCAGCACAUUUUCUCAUCAAGAUGAAAGACGAAAAAGUAGAAAAGAUUGAAAAGGCCUUUCUUAUGGACGGCGGCACUAACGCCGGUGGCUACUAUGCUUGGGUCCAGAUCCUCAAAGGACUGAGACACAUUGACCUUGAGCUUGGCACCAAUUGGAAGUUUGAUAACUGGGUCGUCACGCAUUGGGAUGAAGAUCACUAUCGUGGCGUGCGAGACCUCUUGUCAAGCGAUCUCAAACUCUUCCGUUUCAUUCAAAGGGGAGAGAAUGUCCCAACUGCCCGUUCCCAAUCUUCAACCUUUGCAAAGCAGUAUUUUUGCGACGAACCUUGGUUACUGUGUGGAGCCUUGGACCUUGUCAUGUUCUUCAAUAGGAAGAAAGAACAGGAUAUCAGUUUCCUCAAACCGUUCAUGGAUGAACCUAGGCUCUAUGUAGCCGGAAUCAUCAAAGCGCUUUUCGAUAAAGCCUAUGAGCUAAACAACACCUAUUGCCUCAACAACGAAUCGUCGCGGCUUAUUAUCAAGUCAGCCAGGCUUCGAUGCAUUACAACCCAACCAUUAGUUGGUGUUGAUCUUUUCACUCGUACCCGUCAGUUCAACCCGGAUGGCACAAUCUGCUCUGAGAGUCAUAAAACAUUCAGUGGUUGGGGCAUUGACCACGAUCCCAAGACGCCUCAGCCUCGAUUCUGCGUAAUCGGAGCAGAUGGGUAUGGCAUCGGCGUCGGAGAUGGAGAACGCGUCGUACCUGAACCGUCACGUAACGAAACGUCUAUUCUUGGGAUCUUGUAUUGGCCCGAGAAUGGUCGUUGUUCCUACUACACGGGAGGAGACGGUAGCCCGAUUGUGGCCAAAGACAUUGUCGACAACUGGCUUAGCAAAUCCGGAUAUUUCAAUAAGCACGGUCACGGUCUGGUUGAUUUGAUGAAACUGGACCAUCAUGGGUCAACCAGGGAGAACCUAGGAUCUAAGAAAGAGACAGGUGUUGGCACCAACUCUCUGGUGGCUGAGGUGUCAAACAAGACAAAGAAGAAGGCGGCAGACAUCAUUACGGACACCCUCAUCGAGAAACUCAAGCCUCAGGGUCUGCUGGUGACACCAGGUACCCAGCACGGACAUCCCACGUGGGACGUCCUUCUUGCUCUAUACAAGUAUUUCAGCGGUUUCAAGCAAGCCGAUGGUCUUUUUACUACUCGAUCUUUUUACUGGUUGGAUGCCAAUAAACCCCUCUCGAUCAAGGACCUCAAUUUUAACCACAACGAAAUUGGAUACAUGCGAGCUGUGUACGACACAGUUUGGGAUAGUUAUCACCCAGCCAUCGAAAUCAAAAACGUCGAUGAUCAAGUACCCACGGACGAUAUAAUGGAACAUUUGCAAGCUGCCGACGGCAUAGACUACGAUACUCAUCAUGCGGCUAUCGAAAUCGAAUAUGUCGAUGGUCAAGUACCCAAUGGUGAAGAUUCGCACAGUUUAGAAGAGGUCUACCAGAAUAUUCACGCCAGGUAUCUCGCUAAUAAUAAACAAGACAAUGAGGAUGAAGAAGCGACCUUGUACGAUCUCUAUGUACUUGAUCAAAAGGUGAGGAUGGAACUCCAGGCUGAAUUUAAGAUACAGAGGUAUAGAUACGGAAAAUGGCUGGAAGAAAAGAAGAAGCCCGGUAUUUCGAAAAACAGCAAGAUUAUCUGGGGCAAGGUUCAGGAAUUACUUACUGAGGAAUGCCAAAGACUACAAAAAUUAUCGGCAAUGGAACUUGACAAGGCCCUCAAGAAAUCCUCCACCCACGGCGUCGAUGCCCAUAUCUUUUGGGCUUGGCACAACUGGGCAUGGCAUGUGGAAGAUUCCUUGCUCGACGGGGCUGUGCAGUAUUCCGAUGUAUGCUGGCAGCCCAUCAUCAGUGACGGAAAUCCACAUUUCCUUAUCAGCUUUGUAUUUGACAAAGAUGGUGAAGACAGAUGCAUCGAGGUCUUCACCGACGAUGGCGAGUAUCAGUUCAUUCAUGGUACGCAAGACGUCUCUCGCACACCCACGAACCUUUUCGUGCAGGACAAAGAUGCCAAAUGGCCCGAACUUGUCUACACACCACUUACUCUCGCGACAAUAUUUGAUCUCAGUGGCCCUGACAACCAAAACAUGUUCAAAAACUAUACCAUUGUCAAACAAGCUCUUGUUGGUCAUAUGAGACAGAUGAAAUUGGCUGUCGACGUGCUUUUCAACACUAAACCCGUCGACCCAAAACAAUCAAAGGCAAGCAGCAAGAGCCUGAUCAAAUCGGCCAAACUUCGAGUGGCCAAGCUCGAUGAAACUAUCGCGAAGUACCAUGAGAUGAGUCUCGCUGAGGAACACAACAUAGCCGACCUAUCCAAAGAGGGGGAACCGAUUGCUAUGAAUCGAACCCCAAGGACUAGAAAAUCUGAUACCUUUGUGCCUCUCGACCCGAAGAAUAAGGAAGAGUUAAUCUCCAAGAUCUACAAGGCUCUAUUGAAGCUAGCAUAUCAUUCCGAUAUGGACCUGACCGAAGCUCUUCUCCAUGAACAGAUCUGUUACUUUGCGUGGCACUACAUGUCAAAAGUUACCCGUAUGAGAGAUAUCAUUUUGUUAGUCUGGGAUAAGAACUAUGAUGGCGCUGUGGUAUAUGACGAGAUACAGGAAGAUGCAAUGUUACGCACGGUGGAUUUCCUUCUAUCAAAUUUCAAGCUUGGGACAUUUUUUGGAUAG